CAUUAUUUUAACGCUUCUUUAUCCAUCUCACUUCCUUCUGGUGUGAGCCUCGGUCGCUCAACACAUAACACAAUGGUUUCACAAACACCCUACUUGGCUUUGCCAGGUUCCUCUGCAUUCUCUGGUUUCCGCACUGCUCGCAUCGCUGCCGCAAUCGGCGCCACUGAAGUGCGCGCAGUAUGGAUGCACUAUGUCAACCCCAAGCAGGAGCUCAGUGAAGAGGACUCGAAGAUUCUGGACCAACUUUUGAAGUAUGGUACUCAACUCUCUACUCAAGACAAACUUUCACAACUUCUUCUGGAUGCCGUCCACCGUGGAGGUGACGCCAGAGACGACAACACUCGUCUUUACUACGUUUCUCCCAGAGCCGGAACUAUCUCACCAUGGAGCUCAAAGGCCACCAGUAUCGCCCACGUUUGUGGUCUCGAGAAGCAGAUCAAGCGUAUUGAGCGCGGUAUGGUUAUUGCCGCAAGCUUCAAGGACGCUCCUGCCAAGGACGAUAUCCCAAACCCUGACAUGCUUCACGACCGUAUGACUCAGACCAUCGAAUCUGGAGCUCCGGAUCUCAAUCUGAUGUUUGCCGAGCACGAGCCCGCCGAAGCUCAAGAAAUUGAACUCUUCGCUGAAGGUAGCUCGCCCAAGGAUGCCCUCCAAAAGGCCAACCGUACUCUCGGUCUGGCUCUUGACGCCUCAGAGAUCGACUACCUGGUCGAGGCCUACUCAAACCAGCUCAAGCGCAACCCCAUGGAUGUUGAGCUUUUCAUGUUUGCUCAGGUCAACUCUGAGCACUGCAGACACAAGCAGUUCAACGCUGACUGGACCAUCGAUGGCAUGCGCAAGCCUCACAGCUUGUUCGGCAUGAUCAGAAACACCCACAAGAAGCACCCCGAGUACGUCGUCAGUGCCUACAGCGAUAAUGCAGCCGUUCUUCAGGGUGAAAAUGCCAGUCUCUGGGCCCCUGAGCACUCUACUGGUGAAUGGAAGCAAACUAAGGAAGUCGUCCACUUCUUGGCCAAGGUCGAGACCCACAACCACCCCACUGCAGUUUCUCCCUACCCUGGAGCAGCCACCGGAUCUGGAGGUGAAAUUCGUGACGAAGGUGCUGUUGGACAGGGUUCAAAACCCAAGGCUGGUCUUUCUGGUUUCACCGUUUCCGACCUUCUCAUUCCUGGCCACGAACAGCCUUGGGAACUGGACGUUGGAAGACCUGGCCACAUUGCCAGUGCUCUUGACAUCAUGCUUGAAGCUCCCAUCGGUAGCGCAGCAUUCAACAACGAAUUCGGAAGACCUUGCACUACUGGUUACUUCCGUACUCUGACCACCGAAGUUCCCAUUGACGAGAACACUACUGAGAUCAGAGGUUACCACAAGCCCAUCAUGCUUGCUGGUGGUGUCGGCACUGUCCGUCCCCAGCACGCUCUCAAGUCAGAGGACUUUGUCAGCGCUGGAGCUCACCUUAUCGUUCUUGGUGGACCUGCUAUGCUUAUUGGUCUCGGAGGUGGUGCAGCUUCAAGUGUUCAGUCCGGCGAGAGCAACGUUGAGCUCGACUUUGCCAGUGUUCAAAGAGGCAACGCCGAAGUCCAGAGACGUGCUCAGGAAGUCAUCAACACCUGCACUUCGCUUGGCUCCAACAACCCCAUCCAGCUUAUCCACGAUGUCGGCGCUGGUGGUCUGUCAAACGCCCUGCCCGAGAUUGUCCACGAUGCUGGACUCGGUGCCAAGUUCGAGCUGAGAGAGAUCGAUAACGCUGAUCGCAGCCUCAGCCCUCUUCAAAUCUGGUGCUGUGAAGCACAAGAGCGAUACGUUAUGGCCGUCUCUCCCGAGGGCUUGGAGCUGUUUAAGAAGAUCUGCAAGCGUGAGAGAUGUGGUUUCUCUGUCGUUGGUCAAGCCAGCGACCGCGCCUCGAAAGAGGAGAAGCGUCUGAUCCUCAUGGACCGCAACUCCGAGAAGUACCCCAGCCCUAUCGACCUCCCCAUGUCGAUCCUCUUCGGCAAGCCUCCCAAGAUGUCAAGAAUUGUCGAGUCUAGAAAACUCAAGCUGCCCCAAUUCGACACCACUCUUGCUACUUACCUCCCCAAAGUUUCCACCAAGGAUGUCUUCGGCGAGGCCGUCAAGCGUGUCCUCUCGUUGCCCUCGGUCGGCUCCAAGUCGUUCUUGAUUACCAUCGCCGACAGAUCCGUUGGUGGUCUCGUUGUCCGUGACCAGAUGGUCGGCCCUUGGCAGACUCCCGUCGCUGAUGUUUCAGUCACUGCCACCUCGCUCAUGGCUGGUGUCAAGACCGGUGAGGCUAUGGCUAUGGGUGAGCGUCCUUCGCUUGCUCUGAUCUCGGCUGCUGCUUCCGCUCGUAUGUCGGUGGCUGAGUCUUUGAUGAACUUGGCUGCUGCCAGCAUCCCUGACAGACUCAAGCGCAUUCGCCUUUCCGCCAACUGGAUGGCCGCCAGUGGUCACCCUGGUGAGGGUGCCGCUCUCUACGAGGCUGUGGAGGCCAUCGGUAUGGAGCUUUGCCCCGAGCUUGGUAUUUCCAUUCCCGUAGGCAAGGACUCCAUGUCCAUGAAGAUGAAGUGGCAAGACGAGAAGACCAAGGAAGCCAAGGAGGUCACUGCACCUCUUUCGCUGGUCAUCUCUGCCUUCGCCCCUGUCGACCACAUUGACAGAACCUGGACUCCUACUCUCUCCAGACUCGAAGAUGUCGGCGAGACUGUCCUUCUUUUCGUUGAUCUUGCUGCCGGUAAGAAGGCAAUGGGUGGCUCUGCUCUUGCUCAAGUCUUCGGCAAGAUCGGCAAUGAGGCUCCCGAUGUUCGUGAUGCAGAGGUGCUCAAGGACUUCUACGACGCUGUCGAGUCGCUUCACGAGUCUGGCAUUGUUCUUGCAUACCACGACCGUUCCGAUGGUGGUCUCUUCACCACCCUCGUCGAGAUGAUGUUCGCUGGCCGUACUGGUCUCGAGAUUAUGCUUGACGGCAUCUCACAGUCAGACAAGACCGAAGAUGUCAUUGAGGCUCUGUUCAACGAGGAGAUUGGUGCCGUCUUCCAGGUCAGGAAGAAGGACGAGAUUGAGUUCAACCGUUGCUUCUCAAGCUGCGGUCCUCCUCCUGGCAUGAUCAAGAAGAUCGGUAGAGUUCCUGCAGUCACCAAGCAAGAAAUCUCUUUCCACUACAAGACCGACGUCAUCUACAGAGAGACCCGCCAAAACCUGCAACAAACCUGGCAAGCUACAUCUGUGGCUAUGCAGCGCCUCAGAGACAACCCCGAGUGUGCCGAUGUUGAGAUGAAGAACACCUCCGACAACCAGGACCCCGGUCUUUCAUACAAGCUCACCUUCAACCCCAAGGACAACAUCUUGCCCCUGACCACAACCAUCUCUUCGGCCAUCAGCGCCAAGCCUCGCGUCGCCAUUUUGCGUGAGCAGGGUGUCAACGGUCAGUCCGAGAUGGCUUUCGCCUUCAGCGUUGCUGGCUUCUCUGCCGUCGAUGUGCACAUGAGUGAUAUCCUCUCUGGUCGCGUCUCGCUCGCAUCAUUCGUUGGUAUGGCAGCCUGUGGUGGCUUCUCAUACGGUGAUGUCCUCGGUGCCGGUCAAGGUUGGGCCAAGAGCAUCCUGCUCCACUCAGGUGCCCGUAAGGAGUUCAAGGACUUCUUCGAGAGAAAGGAUACUUUCACCCUUGGUGUCUGCAACGGCUGUCAAUUCCUGUCGCGUCUCACAGACAUAAUUCCUGGUGCCGAGACAUGGCCCACCUUUGAAACCAACGUCAGCGAGCAAUACGAGGCCCGCGUCUGCAUGGUCGAGGUCAUGGACCAGCCUAAACAACCCAGUGUGUUCUUGCACGGCAUGAACGGCUCUUACAUCCCCAUCAUCACCGCCCACGGCGAAGGUCAAGCUACCUUCGACACCUCCGCCGCUUCAUCAGCAAGCCCGCAAGCCCUGAUGAACGAGGGUCUUGUCUCCAUGCGCUACGUCGACAACUACCUCAAGCCCACCGAGAAGUACCCUUACAACCCUAACGGUUCUCCUCAAGGCAUCACUGGUGUCAGAACCCCUGACGGUCGCGUCCUGGCCAUGAUGCCCCACCCUGAGCGUACUAUUCUCAAGGAAGUCGGCAGCUGGAUGCCCAGAGAGCAAUCCGACACUUGGGGCGAAUUCGGCCCUUGGGUCAGAAUGUUCAAGAGCGCCAGAAAGUGGGUUGGUUAGAAGGAAAGGGAAGCGCACUGUAUACAAAUGAGCGGUUGCUGCUGCUUAUAUUAAAGGACAUUCACGAGGAAAUUAUACUACGGGCAGAUAUUGGGGAAACGGGCAAAUGGCGUUUGAUGAAAUUUUUGAGGGAUGGAGGCAGAUUCUCUAAGAUAGAGGAGUAAACAAAUUAGCUAAAGAAGAAGAUAAGCAGCGAUGCAGUUUUUUGCCUUGACAGUUUUGCAAUUGAAGUUUUUAUUUGAAGAA
Aureobasidium pullulans EXF-150 is the source of this 4431-nucleotide messenger RNA. RefSeq names its product phosphoribosylformylglycinamidine synthase-like protein. NCBI's taxonomy places the organism in Eukaryota, Fungi, Ascomycota, Dothideomycetes, Dothideales, Saccotheciaceae. Gene Ontology annotation, molecular function: phosphoribosylformylglycinamidine synthase activity. The coding region runs from base 73 to 4185 and encodes 1370 amino acids. Gene Ontology annotation, biological process: 'de novo' IMP biosynthetic process. The record is from RefSeq and is a predicted model, not a curated record. The transcript has a single exon.